Molecule: messenger RNA, 1850 nt
Organism: Ostrea edulis (European flat oyster)
Lineage: Eukaryota; Metazoa; Mollusca; Bivalvia; Ostreida; Ostreidae
Product: carbohydrate sulfotransferase 4-like
Exons: 2
Coding region: 755-1633 (292 amino acids)
Biological process (GO): N-acetylglucosamine metabolic process; sulfur compound metabolic process
Molecular function (GO): N-acetylglucosamine 6-O-sulfotransferase activity
Source: RefSeq, a predicted model, not a curated record
AUCUGUCAAAAUUCUGGAUCUAUCCAUUACAGUACACUUUCUCUCAUUGGACGACAUGCUGCGCUGUUUACUGUCUAUGCGCAUGCGUAUGAAGACCGAAAGGAGGAAACUCGAUAUUUUUUGUAUAGGCCAUCAAAAAGUAUUAAUUUAUACGUUAAAACGAUAAUUUUUAACUUUAGGUAAGUGUUAUUUUCGCAAAGUUCAUACUUUCAAUAAUGCAACAAAAAUUGAGAAAGCGCUGGGAAAAUUGUCAUUUCAUACUUUUUGCGCAAAAUGAGCUGUAGUGUCUCUUUAAUGUACAAGAUAUCUAUCAAAGUUUAUAAGAUAUCUUACAUAGUUUAUAAUAUACCUUAUAUAUUUUAUGAGAUAUGUUAUAACUGUAAAUUAUAUGAGAUAUCUUAUAGAAUUAUUGGAUAUCUUAUCGAAAAUAGAAGAUAUAUCAUGGAUUAAAUAAGAUAUCUUUAUAGAGGAAUAAAUAUGGCGUACCAUGCCCUGGAGAUAGGAUGAGACUAGAAGAUUCGGGGAUCAAAUUUUACUUGAUAUAAUUUUCGAAUUAUGUUGUCCCAGUUUCUUCUGUUUAUGACAAAGAUUACAACUUAUUUCGUGGAGUAAUAAUAUACACAAAACUGAUGAGGUGCCCAUUAUACCAGAGAACAAGAGGGUAAAGAAGAUUUUGGUAGUGGCGUACCAGAGGAGUGGAUCGACUUUCACAUCAGAAAUCCUUCAACACGGAGGAAACCGGACAUUCUUCAGCAUGGAACCACUGUGGCAGAUUUAUAGGACUUGUUAUAGACGGAGCGAGGGCAUAUGUUGUCCCAACAACAAGUGUAGAUCACCUCUCCAUCCCUAUGAAGAAAUCAACAUAACAUUGUCAGUGUUUCGAUCAAUAUAUGCGUGCAAUUUCAACGCCUUACCUUUUGAAGUGUUAAAAUCAUUUGUGGCUUUCCCCAGCACAGGCCACAUGUAUAUCACAAAGUGCUUCCACAAUACAGCUAUAGUGCAUCAGAAUUUAUCUUACAGUUGUAACCAAAAGCUAGCGCGUAUUUGUGAGUCCUCAUCCGUCAUCAUUAUCAAGACACAUCGCAUUGACAUUAAGUUAGCUAAAGUAUUGAAAGCCUCAUUGGAUAACUUGCAUAUUAUUCACCUGGUCAGAGAUCCCAGGGCUGUACUUCAUACAAGGGCUAAAGUCGGGGCACUUACAAAGGACCCCAUUGACGUCCAGUCCAAGGCAUUGUGCUCAAUAAUGUAUGAAAACAUAAUGGAAGUCGCACGAAAAGCAGAUAUCCACACGUUAUUGUACGAGCAGUUGGUGAAAGAACCAGAGAGAAUUGUUAAACGCCUGUUUAAGUUCACUGGACUGAACUUUACUUUGGUCACUUCUGAGUGGUUACUACGAAAUACAAAAACAUCAAGGAUGGAAGACUCCAAAGACAAAAUCCCAUCAGAACAUUUUGGCAAGUUUUCUUCACAUCCAAAACAUUCAUUCGAAGUUUCCAGAAGCUGGAGAAAAAGAAUAUUAUUAAAAUCAAAUGAAAUUAUCCAAGACGCUUGUGAAAAGGUUUUGAAUGUUUUAGGUUUGUGUGUUUUUAAUGGAGAAAAGGAGCUUAGAAAUCUCAGUAUACAAGUGUUUUAAUGGAGAGAAGGAACUUAGAAAUCUCAGUAUACAAGUGUAAAAAGAAACAACAAAAAAAGCAUAGAUUCGAUAUACAUUUUAUCUGUAAUAGAGAUGAAACGCUUUUAAAAGAUUACAACUGAAGCAAAAUUGUAUCUCAUAUUUUCAUGUAGUGUAUUGUAUAAUUUUCUAUUGUACUAUUUUCUCCGCUUGAAUUAUAUUAUGUCUAAAUGGUAAA